Messenger RNA from Eimeria mitis, 729 nucleotides. RefSeq lists its product as uncharacterized. The coding region runs from base 1 to 729 and encodes 242 amino acids. The record is from RefSeq and is a predicted model, not a curated record. Lineage: Eukaryota; Apicomplexa; Conoidasida; Eucoccidiorida; Eimeriidae. The transcript has 3 exons.
AUGAGGUUGUUUAAGGCAUAUUUCUCGCCUGCGGCCAUUAUAGGCCUUUUAUGUGGUGUAUGGACGCUCCAAGCAGCCAAAGAUGCGGCAGAGGCGGCCAGGCUAGCGGCCACCAAGGCAGCUCGAGAUGAAGCAGCAGCUAAGCUCGAGAAAGCUAAGUCUCCUGAGGAGCUACAGAAGGAAAAAGAAAAGCUGGAGCAGCUUAAGCUCGAUAUUAAGAACCUGCUAAGGGAGAGCAAAGAGUACAAGCAGCACCAAAUUAAAAAGAAACAGGAGGAGGAGGUCGCCGGCUACACACCGCAGGAGCUCGAGGAGACAGACUUGUGGAAAGAUGAAUAUGAGAAGUUUAUGCGUGCGGAGCGGCACAAGGAGUGGUGGGAGCGGGUAGGCGUCGUGGGGGGCAUCGGAGGGGCUGUGGCCGGCGGCCUCGCAGGGUUUGGAAAGGCUCAUGAGAACGCAGGAGGAGUCGCAGAGAACCCUGCAGCAGCGCGGCUGGUGCGUGGUGCAGGGACGGUUGCACUCGUGGGCGGUGCUGCAGCGUUGCUGGCAUGGCUGAUGAGGAGACAGAGCAAGAAAAAACAAAAGCUUGCAAAUGCUAGACUCACCCGCAUGCAGUUUGAAGCCAGAACGGGGCUCAAACCCUCCGAUCAAAACGUGCUGGGACCCGAUGAAAGGGAUAUUUUAAACCCACCGAAAAAGAAAAACAAAAAGAAAGACGACGACGAGUGA